AUAGCGCGGUACACUGCACUGAGCCAAAGGUGGGCUGAAAAAAGAAUACACAAACGAAACAGGAUGUAUUCAUCUGCUUCAGUAAGGUGCUCAUGCCAUGUCUGUACAUCAAACCUUUGUUAAAGGCACAGAAGCAGCUGGGAGCUCCGAGGAAGAGAGAAGGGCAAAACGGGAUCCAAACUGACAACGAGCUAAUAUUGUUUUGAGAUCCAGAUUCCAGAGAGGCAGCCGCAAAAAAAAAACCCGGAACGUCCCGGUACCCAAAGAAGACGUGGUGCCUGUAAGGUUUCCCGGUCUAGAGCUCUUUGUCGCGGGCAAGGCUCCUUUUUUGGGUUGCUUUUUUAACAAAAGAGAGAGACCUGUCCCUUUAAGAGGGGAGGCGAUGGGAGGAGAAGAAAAGAAGCUGUCCAGUUCCUGUAGUUUCCGGCAAUACAGGCCUUUUGAAGCAGCCUCCGUCGUCGCCGCUGCUUUGACAACCGGCAGCUACUCAUCACUUUUCAAUACGUUGACACUAGUGCAUGAAUGGCAACCGUGGAUGACCUUAAGUUUUCAGAAUUUGAUGAUGCAGCCAACUUGUUGGCAGCAAAUCCGGAUGCUGUCACAAUAAGAAUUGAUGAGCAUGGUGAGAAACCAAAGAAGAAGCAUGGACAUCGGCAAGACUCCGGGAGAGAGGAGGAUGAUGAACUGUUGGGGACAGAUGAUUCUGAUAAAACUGAGUUGCUUGCUGGGCAGAAGAAAAGCGCCCCCUUCUGGACAUUUGAGUAUUACCAAACAUUUUUUGAUGUAGAUACAUACCAGGUCCUGGACAGAAUCAAAGGUUCUGUUUUUCCAGUACCAGGGAAGAACUUUGUAAGACUGUACAUAAGAAGUAAUCCUGACCUUUAUGGUCCCUUUUGGAUAUGUGCAACAUUAGUCUUUGCCAUUGCUAUCAGUGGCAACCUUUCAAAAUUCUUCAUCCGUCUUGGUGACCCUUUUUACCCUUAUGUGCCUGAAUUCAGAAAAGUGUCCAUAGCUGCAACAGCUAUCUAUGCGUAUGCAUGGCUGGUUCCUCUGACGCUCUGGGGAUUCCUUAUGUGGAGAAACAACAAAGUUAUGAACAUUGUCUCCUACUCAUUUCUUGAGAUUGUGUGUGUCUAUGGCUAUUCACUCUUCAUUUAUAUUCCAACUGCAAUUUUGUGGAUCAUUCCACUGAAAGCUGUCCGAUGGGUUUUGGUCGUAUUUGCUCUGUGUCUUUCAGGAUCAGUUCUAGCAAUGACAUUUUGGCCUGCUGUUAGAGAUGAUAAUCGAAGGAUUGCAGUGGCUACAAUUGUGACAAUUGUACUUCUCCAUGCUUUGCUAGCUGUUGGUUGCUUGGCAUACUUUUUUGAUGCCCCUGAAGUAGCUGUUUCUUCAUUUCCUACUGUACUUCCACAUAAUAUAACAGGAAUGACAAAAUCUCAAUAAUUAAGAUAUCUACUUCUUCAUCUGUGCAAUACUGUUUUAUUGGGACUUUGCCAUGCUGAAAAAAAGAAAAGGCAAAGGGCUGAGGAAAUGUUAGUGAAACUGUCUGGAUUUAUAGUAUUGGACAUCUGAAUGACCAAGCAGAAAUGGGCUUGAGUUCAACUUCUGCUCUGUUGAGUUAAAGGUGAAAUACAUUCCCAUGCUGUGGAGUCAGUUUCACCUACAGGUUGAAAUUUUCCUGAUUUACGAUUAUUAUUAUUUUUUAAUCUUCAGCAUAACUUACAUUUUAGUGUUUGUCAUUGAAUAAAAGUGACUGGAAA
Messenger RNA from Gekko japonicus, 1760 nucleotides. RefSeq names its product Yip1 domain family member 1 (gene YIPF1). The record is from RefSeq and is a predicted model, not a curated record. Gene Ontology annotation, biological process: vesicle-mediated transport. The transcript has 10 exons. Gene Ontology annotation, molecular function: small GTPase binding. The coding region runs from base 523 to 1443 and encodes 306 amino acids. NCBI's taxonomy places the organism in Eukaryota, Metazoa, Chordata, Lepidosauria, Squamata, Gekkonidae. Gene Ontology annotation, cellular component: Golgi apparatus; membrane.